CCCCGGAACUCUGGGCGUGCGGUCCGCGCGGGCGCCAGGUCCGGGCCGAAGACCGCCGCCAGCCCGAUGGCCGCGCUCCCCGUGGCCUGUGGCGCCACCCUGGCCUCCUCUCGCCAACUGGGGCGAGUUUGAGAAGGGCCCGACGGCCGGGCGCUCGCUCCUUUCCCUCGAAGCCGAUCUCGCCCCAGGGCCCCGGGCCGUGCGGGCCAGCUGCAGCUCGGGAGCGCUCGCUCAGGCGCAGCCCCCGGGCAGGAGGGUUGGCCCCAGACUCGCCCGGCCAGCCCAGCCGCCCCAACCGCCUCUCGGCCCCGGGGCCGUCCUGAGCGGCCCGGAGAGGCGUCGAGCACAGCCCCAGUACGCACCGCGUCGCCGGCCGCGGAAGGGCGCCAUCGGCGCGCAUUGGCCCGGGAGGCCCCCGCAGCCUAGGACCGGCGGCCCAGAGCCCGGCCAGGCCGUGGGGACCGCAGAGCGCGCCCCUUGGAAGAGGUCCCGCAGCGACGCCCCGGCCCGCCCCGCUCCUCCUCCUGCCUGGCCAAGCUGCCUCCCAUUUGGGAAGUUUUGUGGGGUUUCUUUCUCCUCCAACUUUGGCGGAGACCCCUGCUCAAGCGCCACAACCGGGGCAGCCUCCUCGCCCUCAGGCCGCGUGCCAUGGUGCCAGGCACCCAAGGCUGAAGACAGCAAGCCCAAGCCUUGCCUGAAGCAGGCGGUGCAGGAGGCCAUGGCCAUUGCCACGUCGGCCCAGCUGGCCCGGGCACUGUAUGACAACACCGCAGAGUCACCCCAAGAGCUGUCCUUCCGCCGAGGGGAUGUUCUACGGGUCCUGCAGAAGGAGGGCGCUGGCGGACUAGAUGGCUGGUGCCUCUGCUCCCUGCAUGGCCAGCAAGGCAUUGUGCCCGCCAACAGAGUGAAGCUCCUCCCUGCUGGCCCAGCACCCAAACCCAACCUUGCCCUGGCACUUCCCACCGAGCCCAGCUUACCACACCCAGCCCUGGAGCCUGACAAUAGGGAGCAAGAGGUGUAUGUGGUGCCACCCCCAGCUCGGCCCUGUCCUGCCACAGGACCUCUGUCUGGAUCCUGCCCGCCAUCCUUUGAUCCCAUCUACAAGGUCCCCAGAGGCAGUGGAACCCCACCUGGAGAUACCCUGGAGGUCUAUGAUGUGCCCUCCACUGCCCUCCGGACUCCCUCCAGUGACCCCUAUGACUCUCCAGCCUCAUUUUCCCGAUCUCUGGCUUGGUUUGCCCCUCAGCCUCCUGGAGAGGAUGAUGCUACCUAUGAUGUGCCUCUGGCCCCAAAGCUACCCUCAGAGCUGGAGCCAGAUCUGGAAUGGGAAGGGGGUCGGGAACCAGAGCCACCCCUCUAUGCUGCCCCCUCCAACCUAAAACGGGCAUCAGCACUCCUCAACUUGUAUGAAGCACCUGAGGAACUUACAAAUGGAGAGGGCAGAGACACUGAUGAGGGCAUCUACGAUGUACCCCUGCUGGUGCCCGAGGCACCCCCUUCUCCAGAGCCCCCAGGAGCCUCAGCCUCCAGUGAUCUGGACACCCUGGCUGGGCUUCUGCCCAGAAGCCCCCCACCUCCCCACAGGCCCCGGCUGCCCUCUGCUGAAAGCCUGUCCCGUCGCCCUCUGCCUGCCCUGCCUGUUCCUGAGCCUCCCAGCCCCUCUCCGGCUCCCUCUCCUGCUCCAGGCCGCAAGGGUAGUAUCCAGGACCGGCCUCUACCCCCACCUCCACCCCGCCUUCCUGGCUAUGGAGGCCUCAAGGUGGAGGAUAAUCCGGAGAGCAGAGAGGUGGAGGACGAUCCAGCAGGACUCCACAAUGAGUAUGAAGGCAUCCCAGUGGCGGAGGAAUACGACUAUGUCCACCUGAAGGGCAUGGAUAAAGCUCAGGAAUCUAGGACCCUGGAUAAAGCCUCUCCAGAGGAUCCUGAACCGCUGGAGAGGGGCUUGCCAGAGCAGCAGGAAGCCCUUGCCCCAGGGGAGCCACUGGUUCUGUCCACCGGAGACCAACAGCUCUUACACUUCUACGCAGGCCAGUGCCAGAGCCACUACUCAGCAUUGCAGGCAGCGGUGGCGACCCUCACGUCCAGCACCCAGGCCAACCAGCCCCCACGCCUCUUCGUGCCCCAUGGCAAGCGGGUAGUGGUGACUGCUCACCACCUGGUGUUUGUUGGGGACACCCUGGCCCGGCUGGCGUCCUCUGCUCCUCUGCGAGCACAGGUUGGAGCUGUAGGCUCAGCUCUGGGCCAGGCCUUGCAGGCCACUGUGCUGGCUGUCAAGGAGGCAGCGCUGGGUUAUCCGUCUGGUCCUGCAGUCCAGGAGAUGGCACGAUGUGUGGCCGAACUAUCAGGGCAGGCCCUGCAGUUCACCACCCUGCUCACGAGUCUGGCUCCCUGAGCAUGCAUUGGCACAAACUUCCCUUCCUUCCCUGCCUGCCAGAGCCACUCUCCAAGCUUGGAUGAUUGAGCGCUCUGUUUUAGGAAGGGAAGGCGUCUACCCUUUUCUACUCUUUCUGGUCAUCUCAGCCUCUGACAGGCAUGUCCUCCCCCUUCCUACUGCUUUUUGUACGAGCCAUUUUAUAUAAAUUAUUUAUAUUUAAUGUUAUUCCCUGCUUUGUUGGGGCAGAAAAGAGCUGGAUUUUCUUCUCCAGCCUCUCAUAGAGGUCACUGUGGUGCCUUCCACCUCUGCAAGUUUGAUGCUCAGAGAAUUGGGUGGCAGAAACUUAGGGCCAUACAGAACCUCUUAUCCUUCUCCUUGGCUGCAGAACUAAGCACCACACUGGUGAUCGUUGGGGGGACAGAGACCUAAGGAUUACCCAGAAUGGAGGUCUGGGGAUGCCAGAAGGUUCCUCCUCUCUGAAGAUUGGAGAGCUGGGCCUUGAGCAUGGGCAUCCACCUCAAUAAAGCCUGAG
Molecule: messenger RNA, 2906 nt
Organism: Octodon degus (degu)
Lineage: Eukaryota; Metazoa; Chordata; Mammalia; Rodentia; Octodontidae
Gene: Efs
Product: embryonal Fyn-associated substrate
Exons: 6
Coding region: 719-2392 (557 amino acids)
Biological process (GO): cell migration; cell surface receptor protein tyrosine kinase signaling pathway
Cellular component (GO): cytoplasm; plasma membrane; focal adhesion
Molecular function (GO): protein binding
Source: RefSeq, a predicted model, not a curated record